AAUGGAUAAUGAAUUAAUAAACUUUGAUUUUGUUAAACGUCUGGCGUCGGAUGAGUUUAAUAGUAUUAUUCUUCAUUAUAAUAAAAAGUUUUGGCAAGAUAGAGAACCUUCCAAGUAUAUUCUUAAUUUAAGAUCUGAGCGAUUUUAUGAAUUGUCUGAUAGGUUUUUGAACAAAGGAGAUUUAUCUACAUUUGCAGAUGAAAUUAAACAUAUAGAUAAGAGAAUUUUUGAAGAUAUAUUUAAAGAUGAUAGACUAUUCUUUUAUUAUGAUGAUAUUCUCUUUCUACCUCAAAAUAUUCAUGAAUCAAUAUCAAAUCUUUAUGAUAGUGCGGAUAAACUAUCUUUAAACCAGUUAAAAAGUUAUGUAAGAAUGACUAUACUAUUAGUGAAUUUCUAUUACUAUGGAAUAAAACAUCUAAGUUCAAUAACCUUGAAAGACAAGAAUCUUAAAAGGAGAUUUAGAACUAUUAAUAAUAUUGAUAAUGAAUAUGUAUUAGAUAGAUUCGAUGAACAAGAGAUAACUAUUGAAAGUGUAAAGGAUAUAAAAGUUUUGACAUCGGAUCUUUACGAAGAAGCUUUAGUUCCUCUAGAUAAAAAGACAGAUAGUAAACAAGAAUUGAAAGAAUUUGAUGGUGAUGAUAAUGAUGUAUCUUUGGAAUUGAUAGAACAUGCUAAAAACGCAAAGAUGCCAAAACGAUUCAGAAUUGACCCUGAUAACGAUGAUAGCAACAAAUGUUUCUGCUGUAGAUGCUCGAAAAAAAUUAACAUCCUUGCCGGUGUUAUAAGUGCAAUAUCUAUUUUUGGAAUAAUAGGUGGAACCAUAUUAGUAACAAAAGAUAUUCUCUUUAAUUCAUCGAAUUCAAAAGAUGAAAUUUCAUAUAAAAGCGAUUAUUAUAAUAAUAAAUAUACAUUUAACACAUUAUGGACUAAAAGAUCCACUGGGAAGUUUAGUACUAAAAUGGAAGACGAUCCUAAAAAGACACUUCAUGAGAUUUCCAAUAUUUCCAAUACUUAUUUAAACAUCCUCAUUAGUUUACUUUGCAUAGCUGUCAUUUUUGUAGUUUUUCUACACUUUUAUCGUCGAUAUAUAAGAAAAUAUCUCUUUUUUAAUAGAAUGCUUAAGUCAAGUAAAACUAAUAGCGACGUUGUAAAAGAUGGUUAG
Molecule: messenger RNA, 1162 nt
Organism: Dimorphilus gyrociliatus
Lineage: Eukaryota; Metazoa; Annelida; Polychaeta; Dinophilidae
Source: the annotation of a GenBank genome assembly